Molecule: messenger RNA, 717 nt
Organism: Protopolystoma xenopodis
Lineage: Eukaryota; Metazoa; Platyhelminthes; Monogenea; Polystomatidea; Polystomatidae
Source: the annotation of a GenBank genome assembly
AUGAGUCACAAUCGCCCACUCGUCUUCCUCACUGUCCUACUCCUUGUUUGGGUUGGACACACGCCAACUUUGCUCAAGGCAUCUAAAAUCUCGACCCUCCCUAAAGGAGGUGACGCCAGACCCCAACAUGCAGAUGGUAGCAAAAACAACGCCGCCAACAACACUCCACCGGAUGCUAGCCUUCCGGCCUCCAGACCUACAAUUCCAGCCGCUGGGCCGGUCAGCGAUCAGAUUCAGAAGCCUACGUCCACACCUGCUGUCACCCCUUCUCUAAAGGGAGGCUUGACGACGAAAAUCGAGCCUGUCGCGGCCAAGAUGGCGGUCGAUGGCCGGGCCAGACAGCAAAAUCGCCUAGGCAACGACAUUGCAUCUGAGGGCAGGGAUCAAGCCGGUUCGUCUGGGGAGGCUCAGUCGAGUGGUGAAGAGGAGCACGACAACGAGAAAGGCUGGACCGUCGUGUCGGAAGAGGAGAUCCGUUCCCUGAUGGCGCGUCUGCAACAGCAAGCAGAACUAAUGAAAAGCGGCACCUCCAGCGAAGGUGCAUCGCAAGGACAGACUUCGCCUAUUGACAACACCGUCAAGGAGACGACAAAGUUGAUUCGGAGCAAAAGACUUUUGGCCCUGCCUGGCGAAGUCACCGAGGGGCCAGAGACAAAGAGCAGGUCCCAGAAAGCAGAUACUACUUUGAAGACAGGAGACAGGAAGCUGGAAAAGUAG